This is a messenger RNA of Anguilla anguilla (European eel), 1784 nucleotides long. It is a transcript of the gene thap11, whose product is annotated as THAP domain containing 11. The transcript has a single exon. Gene Ontology annotation, molecular function: RNA polymerase II cis-regulatory region sequence-specific DNA binding. Lineage: Eukaryota; Metazoa; Chordata; Actinopteri; Anguilliformes; Anguillidae. Gene Ontology annotation, cellular component: nucleoplasm. The coding region runs from base 138 to 974 and encodes 278 amino acids. The record is from RefSeq and is a predicted model, not a curated record. Gene Ontology annotation, biological process: regulation of transcription by RNA polymerase II.
UGUUAGCAUUGUGGGACGUGUAGUUCCGCUCUGGGGCUGCUGGGCUUGAUAACAGCGCGCGGAGGAGCGAAACAAAAAUAAAAUAAAGGAAAACUUUCAAAGGAUUACAAAUAUAUCGAUCCGAUUUCGAAAUAAGCAUGCCUGGAUUCACUUGCUGUGUCCCUGGCUGCUAUAACAACUCACAUCGGGACAGGGAACUGAGAUUUUACACCUUCCCAAAGGACACCGUACAGAGAGAGAUUUGGCUGAAGAACAUCUCCCGGGCCGGAGUAAGCGGUUGUUUCAGCACCUUCCAACCUACCACGGGCCACCGUGUCUGUAGCAUACAUUUCCCCGGAGGCAGGAAGACUUACAGUAUUCGUGUGCCUACACUCUUUCCGCUGAGGGGUGUGAAUGAGAGAAAGAACAGACGCGGUAGAAACAAGAAAGUGUCCGCCGUCCUUCCUAUCAUCACUAGCGUCGUUUCAGUAGCCGCUAAUGCUGAUGCUACUCUAAGCGGUACAACCGCGGAGGUAACCAGCAGCAAUGAUGUUGCAAACACCGGCAAAGUGGGACUAAAAACAGAAGGCGGCAGCGAGACCAAGCCUAUUGACCUAACUGUGCAAGGGGACGGUCAGUGCUUGACUGCCGUCAUUUCCAGCUCUCAAGCCUUGGCGGGCAGCAGCGACCUCCAGUCGGCUGUAGCCGCCACAACCUCUGCAACACCCCUUCAACAAAGUGUACCAUACUCCACGGUCGACCUGUGCGCGCUUGGGUCGCUGGAUCACUCCUACUCGCUGACCACUGGGACCACCUCGGCGGAGCUGCUGAAGAAGCUGAAUGAACAGCGGGACAUCAUCGCCUUGAUGGAGGUGAAAAUGAAGGAGAUGAAGUCCACCAUCCGACAGCUCAAAGUAACCGAGGCCAAAUUAAAGGAAGAAGUGAGAGAGCGGGAUCGAAUGCUGUCCGCGGCUGUGGUUCGAAAGAAAAUUUGAUCGGACGGAAACUAGAUCAACAUCAACAUGUCAAAAAAAAAACAAAAAACACUUUUUAUAAGGGAUCCCAAUUGACGAGUGAACCCUUUUGUACAAAGCGAGGAAAAGUGGUUUGUUAGUUGAGAACUUUACAAAAAUGUUUUUCUUAAUUGAAUUUAGCUACUAGCUAAUGCCGUUGUUAGCUGACGUAUGAUACAGUAGCUUACCUUGUCAUAGUACUCAGUUUAGUUGACUAAUUGUGUGUAUGUUUAGCUCCUUAAGAUCAUCCAAUUUAUCCUUAAAAUAACACAGAUUGCUUCGUUCGUUCAAAUGAAUGGUUUCCCCCCUCUGAGACUGAGAAAGGAUUAGGUCAUAUCUGGAACUAAGCUGUGUUUAUAAAAUGAACGUGUUAGAGAAAAGAUGGGGAAAGGAUUGGGAGUUCUUCGAGUUAAAGGGGACGUACUUAAACAUUUAUGUGUAACAAUUUUCAUGUUGGCAUUAUGUGUCGCAUCGGUUUGUGCUUUUUUUUACCAGCUAAGAAAUCGAAGAGGUAAAGUAAGGCACUGCAUCACCAUACAGUGUGCAUGCAAUAUGUAAUUAAAGAGAAUAUGAAUUUACAAGCAAAUCUGACAGCAGCUUGGGUAAGUGCGAAUGUGGCCGUUGAUGGCACCACAAAGCAGUGGUCUUAUUAUUAUUUUUCAUUUUUUGCCUCAUUCAAAGCUUUCAGACUGAAUAGCAACAUGAAUGUCAUUUCAAUCAGAUGGUUUUUCUGUCACAUGAACAAUAAGAAAAAUAUCCAUUUGAAGUUAUUAAAGUUCAAUUAAAAAAAAA